This is a messenger RNA of Owenia fusiformis, 2416 nucleotides long. The record is from the annotation of a GenBank genome assembly. NCBI's taxonomy places the organism in Eukaryota, Metazoa, Annelida, Polychaeta, Sabellida, Oweniidae.
CGCCAUCUAUGGUAUGAGCUACUUGUCAAACUCCAAAGGUCAUAAGAUCUGUUGACGAUGAGGGGCGUCUGGCUACGUCUGCUAUUGGACAGCCCAAGCCUGGUCACUAAAUCACCAGUUCUAUAUCCUCUUACCAGGUGUCCCAACAAAGAAUCACCCCAUAGACGUUAUCUGAUCAGGUCUUCUGGCAAGCAUGAAUCACCACAUGAGCAGCAAUGUCGACAUUAUGGGAUCAAUGUCGGUGGCGAGUAUGAACCAUUGAGUAGAGAGGAAAUAGGCCAGCAUGCCAGGGGGAUCUUCAAUACAGCUAUUAAUGCUGUGCUUCCAAGUCAGAUGGUACAUGAUGCUUUGCAAGUGAAGGAUGGGGUCCUCUCAGUGAAGGAGCAGACAUACGAAUUGAAGAAGAAUGUCCACAUUUCUGCAUUUGGUAAAGCAGUGAUUGGUAUGGUUAGGUCAGCUGAAAGUGUACUUGGAGACGAGAUAGUGCAGGGAAUAGCAAGUGUGCCUUUUAAUAUACAGAACGUAUUAAGAGAGGCUGGAAAAAGUGAUCUACUUCCACUUGAUAACAGUAAAGUGAAGAUAUGUGAGGGUGCCAAGAACAACAUUCCCGAUGAAGCAGCUCAGACCACUGCUAUGGCCAUCUAUCACCAAGCCCAACAAGUAACUGCAGAUGACAUAUUAUUAGUUUUGGUUUCAGGUGGAGGCUCAGCUUUGUUACCAUCUCCAAUCCCACCAAUAACUCUGAAUGAGAUGGCAGAAACAACAAGGGUAAUGGGUAAAGCUGGGGCUACCAUACAGGAACUAAAUACAGUCAGAAAACAGCUUGAGAUUCUUAAAGGGGGAGGUCUUGCUCGGGCUGCCUUUCCUGCAAAGGUUGUGACAUUAAUAUUGUCUGAUGUUAUUGGAGACCCGCUUGAUCUUAUAGCAAGUGGUCCUACCGUUGAAGACCCCUCCACAGCAGCACAAUGUCUUGGACUCUUUCAGAAACUUAAUGUACAUGAAGAUAUUCCAAAUACUGUUAAAAACUUUUUACAGGAAAAAUUAGAUAAAUCACAAUGUGAUAAGGAUUCAGAUGUAGGCUUUGAUCAUGUGCAAAAUGUUCUUGUGGGGACCAAUAACAUUGCUAUUGAUGCUGCAUCUAGUCGUGCCAUACAACUGGGAUAUCUGCCAUUUGUGCUUAGUACAUCGCUAGCUGGCGAUGCAUCAGAAGCUGGAGUAUUAUAUGGAAAACUUGCUGAAUUUGUGUACUUGUCCUUUGCCUGUGGUAAGAAAUCUGACUCCAACCGUGUACUAUGUCAAUUAGAGAUGGAUAUAGUUCAAAGAGGAGUAGAGAAAGCCAAGUUGAACCAGCUUCUGGACACUUGUCAUAAGGCCCAGGCAUAUGGGAAGGGUGUAUGCAUAAUAAGUGGUGGAGAAACCACAGUUGAUGUUAAAGGGUCUGGUAAGGGUGGGAGAAACCAAGAGCUUGCCUUAUCAGCUGCCAUGCAGUUACGUCACAGUUUCCAGGAUUUAGACAUACUGAAGCAUUAUGGGAUACAGUUUCUGAGUGGUGGAACGGAUGGACAAGAUGGGCCCACAGAAGCUGCUGGGGCAACAGCUGACCCUGAGUUGAUCAGGGAGGCGGAAGUCCAAGGGUUUAACCCGCAGAAGUAUCUGGAUCAGAAUGACACAUUCACAUUUUACUCAGCAGUGAACGGGGGUGCUAACUUGGUGACAACUGGCCUGACAGGCACAAACGUAAUGGACAUCCAAAUAUUACUUGUCAACUGCUUCGACCAGAUGGACAAAGGGAGUUUCUAAGUGUCAAUAGAUAUAAAGCAGAGUAUCAACUGCAUGCAGCUUGAUUUCUUAUUACUUAGUUUGUAAAAACAGUUCUGUGUAUUUGACCACAAGGCUGUUGCUUUGUAUUUUACUUUUUAUUGUGCAAUAAUGCUACGCAUGGAAUUUAUUUUGCUAUUAUGUAAAACAGCACUCAUCGUCGCAGUGAGUAUUCGCUCAAUUUUUUCCAUAUGUGGACAAUUCAAAAAAUAGAUUUUUAGACAAAUAUAAUUUUCAAUUUUAUAUGUUAACCAUUGUCUGUUCAGCAUUUCAUAUUCUGUCUUUAGCUGAAUUUUGAAAGGAUGAAGGUGGAAUAUAUCAACAACUUUUGUGCCAUCAUAAGGUAUUGACUAUAACUCCUUGAGUGAUACUUGUGUCCAACAGAACCCCAGAAAGUGUUUUGAAAAUUCACCUUACAUGUUUUAUCUACUUCAGAGUAUAGGGCUUUUUGGAUGGGUUAGCCCAUUGGUGUGGUCAGGCAGAAAAGUAUUUGCUAAAUUUCAUAAAUUUUAACCUUUGUUUUUUAGUUUAGAAUGUAAAGAAAACCCUGAUUCUGUAAUUUAUGAAAAAACUUGAUUCUAUGAUUUAUGGCAAAUAU